AUGGAGAUGAAGGAGAGUUUGCAGGCCAGUGCCAGCCGUUCCUUCAAGGCUGGCGAUCGUGUAAUGUGCUGUGAGCCCGUUGUGUGGGCCUUGGAAAGCAGCUAUUACAAAACACGCUGUGCUUACUGUCUGCGCGAAAGCCGAGAACUACGCACCUGCUCAGGAUGCAAAUUUCACCGCUACUGCAGCGUGGUUUGCCAGUCUGCUGACUGGAAGCUAGAGCAUAAACUGGAGUGCGCCCUGCUGAAGACCGAAAUUGGUGGUAACAUGGAAACGGCGUGCAGACCUCCGGACCCGGCGCGAGUCCUCAGCAUCAAGUUAGCCAACAAAAUUAAGUUAAACACGAUGACGGAAAUCCCGGGAGCGGGACGAAAAUCUGUCAAAGUCUUGUUACUCAUGCUGCCAGUCAGUCCCGAACAAUCAGAGCUAGAACGGCUGAUGACUUCCGAACUUUCCGCUGGGAAACCGCCAAAUUCCAUGCCAAUCGGCGUACCAGUAAAAGAAUUUUUGACCUAUUAUGGCAUUCUUCUCCAUAACGCUAUGCGCAUUUUCGAUGCGCUGUAUUGGCCCCGUGUACCAAUCGGCUUAGCACUGUAUCCACAGGUGACGCUGCAUCGGAUUGACAUCGGUGUGCUGGGACGUCAAUGUGGUGGUGGACUACCAAGGGCGACGGCUGCUCAUACAUGCUGUAGAAGACAUUCCACAAUACACCGGACUACGAGAUCUGCGAUAUAA
Molecule: messenger RNA, 735 nt
Organism: Paramacrobiotus metropolitanus
Lineage: Eukaryota; Metazoa; Tardigrada; Eutardigrada; Parachela; Macrobiotidae
Exons: 5
Coding region: 1-735 (244 amino acids)
Cellular component (GO): nucleus
Source: RefSeq, a predicted model, not a curated record